AACUGUCGCUGUGUGGAGUUUGAAUACUUGUUUACGGUGGCAACAAGAUGGCGCUGACUCUGUAAUCCUAACAAUGGAUCUGUGUGCCUCUUAAUAUAGAAGACAGAUGGAUGCAACAUAACCCACUAAGGUCUCCCUAUCCUAACAUUUUUGUCUCUCAUUAAAAACUGCCUCAAAAAAUAAAUAAACAUGCCACCCUCCCAGCGCAGUGCUCCAGAUCUUCUGGAUCAUACUGAUGUCAGCUUUUCUCUGGAGAGGCUGUUUGACCAUUAUAAUAUGGAUCACAUCCCUGAGGGUAAAAGGCUUGAUGGAUUCCAACAGAGGGAUCUUCGUCAUGUGAAAGGCUACAAAGCUGCAGUGAGAAUAUUUGGAGGUCCGCUUAGCAGGAAACGUAUCAUUGUGGCUCCGCCGAUGGAGACACCAAUGAAACACAGACUUGGCAUUUAUCAGAACAGGAAGUCACCCCCUUCAGCAGUAACCUUGAACUCUGAGCUGCAGCCACAGACACCCCCUGAAAUAAAACCAUCAGAGGAGGAAGUGGAAGCACAGAAGGAAAGGGAGAAAUGCGAUGAGUAUCAGAAAUGGAUAAGCGACCGUAAAAAACUUCGACAAGAUUUGAACAGCAUUGGUCUGAAUGACAAAUGGCUUCAAGGUAAAGCACAGAAAACAGUUUUAGAGACACGUGUUAUGAAUAGGAUGAAGGACGAGAAAAGUGUUAAGCCAGGGGAGCCUGUGAUAAAGGAACCCCGUCGUUCUACUCUAACACAGGCUCCCCCUGUCCCAGUGAUGAAGAUCCCGUCACCUCAUGGCCUGCAGAUCCUGGAUGAGCAUCUCCAUAAAAAGAGGGUCCGGCUCUUGGAUCUUUUCCGUCUGGUUGACAAGGACAAAAACUGGGCUGUGUCAAAGGAUGAAUUUGCCAAAUGCAUAGAAGAGGCCCAGCUUGACAUUACAGAGAAGGAGUUGGAAGACAUGGUUAUCUCCCUUGACUCAGACCUGACUGAUGAAGUUGACUAUAGUGAACUGGCCAAGGGGAUGCUGAGGUGGAAGAAAGAGAGACGAGAGAAGAAGAGAGAGCAGAUGUCUCAGAACUCAGGAAGUUCAUCAAACAGAAGUCGCUCAGGAUCUCCAGCAACAUCAAGAGGUGGAAGGUCACCAAGCUCAUCAUCCAAGAAUUCACAUCGUAUCCAAGGUGAUGUCACUAUGGGUCAGCAACCAGUUGACAGAGCUAUCGAGAGAACCAUGACUGCUGAAGGCCGACCAACCUCCAACAGAAGCAGUAACAGCAGUGAGAGAUCAAGGGGAGGUGCCUCUACUCCCCAGUACCUCGAGCCCCCUCCUGGCGACACUAGACUGGAACAGAUGAUUUUAUCAUCAGAAGAGGCAAUGGUCGACCUUCGGAAACAUGAUCAUGUGGUACUUGCACGGUCCCAUUCAAAAAGGAAAUCUUCUGGAAGCAAGAGAGAUUCAUCAGUGUCACCAAGCCCCCCUUCCUCCGUCAUUAAGAUCGGCCACAAGGCUAUUGACAACCACUCACUCGUGUCCACCCUGGGAGGGGAGGUGGGCGAGAUGGUGAACCGCUUCCGUCAGCUGCGACUCAAGGAGUACUAUGAUGUUGUCCGUAUGUGUGAGGAGAAAGGUGUACCCCUGACACAACCUGUGUUGGAGAGAGUCCUUUUGUAUCCACCUGACCUUCCACCUGGGAGCAUCAAGAGACGGGUGUCCCAACCCGGCCAGAAACUGCUCUCCACCCGCUUUGCUACUUCCCCGAAACCACCACGUGCACCUCUGGAGGUCCGGCACAAAGACAAGAUGAAGCGAUCCAAGAGCGGGCAACUCAUGAUCGAUAGCCGUCAUAUAUAUCCCAGAGGAUCCAAUGUGACCCAGUCUGUAUCCAGGGAGACGCUGUCAACUGGGAGAGCUCUGAUCAGUCGUAAAAUUGACUGUUGGAUGUCUUUUGAAGAAUAUGAGGACCUGACAAGUCAUCUAGCAGUUCGAUACAAGCAGCUCCAUGGUAACGUAGACAACAACGCCUUCUGGCCUGGACACCUUCUCAACAAGCUCCGUCUGUGUAUGCCGACACCCAAUGAUGGCUCCCAGGCUGUGUUCUACAACACAAAACAACAGAAACGCUCCAACCCGGGGUAUCACAACGACCUCCAGACCUGGCCGGUUGGACCAGAAGGUCAUGUGAUGUACGCCCCCUAUGAGCGCUACUACAGGAAUCCCUGAGAGGGUUCAGGAUAUUUGAUGUGUGUACGGUGUGUGUACGGUAUAAAUCUCCUGAGGCUGUGAUAUUUUUGCCAAAGAAAUUUGUGAUUUCCUGAAAAAGAUGAAUGUACAAACCUUGAUACAGACACAGUUUUGUGUGUUUUGGAUAAUUUAAUUUUCAUAUCAUUUUACAUUCAUAUUAAAUCUAAACUAAUAUAUACAAUGUGAUUGUUUUCAACCGAGAAGAAGAAAAAUAAAAGCAGUUUUAUUCCAA
Messenger RNA from Haliotis rubra (blacklip abalone), 2482 nucleotides. Its product is annotated as EF-hand calcium-binding domain-containing protein 12-like. The transcript is spliced from 7 exons. The record is from RefSeq and is a predicted model, not a curated record. Bases 190 to 2229 code for a protein of 679 amino acids. Lineage: Eukaryota; Metazoa; Mollusca; Gastropoda; Lepetellida; Haliotidae. Gene Ontology annotation, molecular function: calcium ion binding.